Molecule: messenger RNA, 1551 nt
Organism: Trypanosoma theileri
Lineage: Eukaryota; Euglenozoa; Kinetoplastea; Trypanosomatida; Trypanosomatidae
Exons: 1
Coding region: 1-1551 (516 amino acids)
Source: RefSeq, a predicted model, not a curated record
AUGAAUUCAAUAUUUCCUGAGAGGAGUUAUAAACCUCCUGUAAGGCGGUUUGAAUUUCCAAUGGAUACACUGCGGCUUUACCGUAAGAGAAGUAGAGAGAUGGGAUGUGAGAAGGCCAUACAAACUUCAAGAACACCAGAUCCUUCCAAAGUGGCAUUUAUACGUAAAUGCAUUGAAUAUGGUGAUAAUGGCACAAUAAAUACACAGGAUAAUCUACAUACUGCAGGUGAUUCUAAUGACCGAACACAUCGAAUGGCCUCUUUACAAUCUGCUCUCUCUAUUCUUUGUCAUAUUGCUGCCAAGGAUGAAACUCGUUACUUCACUUCUAAUGAAUUAAUACGUCCCCCUAAAGGUUCUAAUAAGGUUAGUAGUGGUAGUAGUAGCAGUACUGUUACUGGUAAUAGUGGGAGUGUAAAUAGUAACUCUAGUGGAGUUAACAAGAAAAACUUAUCACCCGCCUUUUCUCUCACAGAUGUGUACACCACAGUGUGCGCUUUAAAACUAGAAUAUGAAGAUGUACUUCAACAACAAAAAAAUGGAAGUGGUAAACAUAAUUUUGAUCCUCAAUUAGCAGCUAAUACUCUUAAACUUACAGAAAGUAGAGUGGAUGCUUCUCUUUCUUUAUUUGAAUCAACUGUAUUACAAAUGGUGGUUAAUCUUGAUAGAGCUCCACAACUCCCAGUAACAUAUAUUGGAGGUGUCUUAAAGGCGUUACCACAAAUGUUUGAUGUUGAAAAAUGGCCUUGUACAAUUCUACAAAAAGAAGAUAAUAAAAAAUCACAAUUGAAACAUCCUUUAAGUGGUAUGGAUGAGUGUAAACAUGUUAGUAAUGCCGCUACAAGUAUUGUUCUUAAUACACUUCGAGAAAUAAAAAGUAUGGAUUGUACUCGAGUUCUUGAUACUUUAAAAAUGAAAACAACUACUUGCAAAACAAAUGUUUCAACAUUAAUGUCUUAUGAAGAAAUGAUGUUAAGAGCAACAAACGGUGUAUACCGUUCUCGUGGUCUUUAUAGUGCCUUACAUGAUAUGAAACUACUUUUCUAUGAACUCUAUUGUGCAGUACGUCCUGAGCAUAAGGUAGCCGUUAACUCUCUUCAUUUACAGUUUGAACAAUCGUUAAGACGUAAUUAUGGAAUAUUUCUACGUAAGAUUGGCCUUGUAGAUGAGGCGACAAAAGAUCUCUUGGUAGAACGAACUAUGUUUGAUGUUAACCCACUUCCUACAAAUGAUGAGAGUACAUCCUAUAGUGAGACUCAACGACGGUGUUUGAAACUACUUCCAAUACUGCGGGAGGUGGAUACUAAUCAUUACUUUGAAUAUCCUGUAUUUGAUAUGGCGAAUAUUGAUUUAAGGAGUAUAGAAUUAUGGUUGCAUUCUCCUUCAUUUGGUAUUAAAACUAACCGUGAUGCCUUCAUUGCAUUGCGUGAUGUGUUGGAGCACAUGGUUGAUAACUGUGUGUUGACACACGGGCCCACGAGUCCGUUCACUGUGGUCAUCACACGAGUGCGGCAGCGUCUUGUGGAUGCAGCGCGUACUGUGGGGAUCUUGUGA